AUGGCCAACAAUGUUCUCCUAAAGAUACUGGAUAAUAACAUGCUAACCGGACCCAACCUUAAGGAUUGGCUAAGAAAUCUCAUAAUCGUUCUAGAUUUCGAAAGGAUUGCUUAUGUCUUGGAAGCACCUCUUCCAGUUGAUAUUGGACCGGAUGCUUCACAAGCUGAGCGUGAUGCUUUUGAAAAAGCUCUACAAGAGUUGUAUAGCGAAAAUCCAAAAGUGGUUGAGUAUGAGUUAUGUGCAUCCUUCUUUAGCAUGAAGUUGAGGGAAGGGGUACCUCCAGAUGAUCAUACUAUUAAGAUGAUCAAUGGAUUAGGUCGACUGGAUGGAUAUGGGGUGGUCAUGUUAGACCGCCUUAAAGUGAAUUUGAUUCUUCAAUCCAUUCCUUCAAGUUAUAAACUGUUUAUAACUAACUACAAUUUCAAUAGGAUUGAGCAAAACCUCUCUGAAUUGUUAAAUGAGCUUAAAGAAUUUCAUAGGAAGAAUGUGAAAGGGAAAUGA
This is a messenger RNA of Pistacia vera, 501 nucleotides long. RefSeq lists its product as uncharacterized. Bases 1 to 501 code for a protein of 166 amino acids. Lineage: Eukaryota; Viridiplantae; Streptophyta; Magnoliopsida; Sapindales; Anacardiaceae. The transcript has 2 exons. The record is from RefSeq and is a predicted model, not a curated record.